This is a messenger RNA of Limulus polyphemus (Atlantic horseshoe crab), 1068 nucleotides long. RefSeq names its product mediator of RNA polymerase II transcription subunit 18-like (gene MED18). Bases 253 to 879 code for a protein of 208 amino acids. Gene Ontology annotation, cellular component: mediator complex; core mediator complex. Gene Ontology annotation, molecular function: transcription coregulator activity. Gene Ontology annotation, biological process: termination of RNA polymerase II transcription; regulation of transcription by RNA polymerase II. The transcript has 9 exons. The record is from RefSeq and is a predicted model, not a curated record. NCBI's taxonomy places the organism in Eukaryota, Metazoa, Arthropoda, Merostomata, Xiphosura, Limulidae.
ACAGGUUACGGUCGAUACAAUGAUCUGUUUCAGCUUGUAUUUUAAAACAUAUAGGAUAGUGAUUUUAUAAAAUAAAGAAUUAAUUUAAGAUUAUUGUAAUAUAAGGAUUGUAUUUUGUUACAACUUAGUAAAAAGAAAAACUGUAGGUUUUAAUUUUGUUGCCACACAAAACCACGAGUUUAGAACACUCGUUUGAAAUCUGUUUUCGAAACAUUUUCAUUUUGCCGUGUAACUUGUAUAUUUUAGUUAAUCAUGGAACCAACAGGACGCAGGCCUGUCAGUGCAGUUCCACAACAGGAAUAUUUGCUUCAGGGAAGUAUCAUGGACAAUUCCUGUGAAGUUUUAUUGCACAGAUUGCGAGGUCUUUGUGACAACUCAGAACUGACCCCAGAAAAUUUUAAUGAUUACGAGAUGGCCUAUCAAAUCAGAGGACCUACAGGAACUCCUCUAGUGUUGAGGGCACGGCAAGCUUUAGACUACCCUGGAAACCCAUGGCAUCUUCGUUACAUUGGACAGCCAGAAGUUGGUGACAAGAAUAGACCGACUUUAGUUCGUAGUUCCAUUGAUGUUAGCACAUCCAAAAACUUAGUGCAGUUUCUUACAGAAUUAGGUUUCAGACUGGAAUCUGAGUUUGUAUUGAAAGGACAAGUUUUUAGGAAAGGAAGAAUGAAAAUUAUAGUUGCUAAAGUCUAUCAGCUUCUUCAACAAGGAAACCCAAAAAACCUAGAGCCUAUAUCUCAGUCUCAUUUAGUUGAGCUGAGUGUGGUCGCCCCCUCUGGUCAGGAUGCUCUAGCGGACGAAGUUAAGUCAUUUGCAGAACAAUUGAAACCGCUAGUGCAGCUGGAGAAAAUUGACCACAGAAGACUUCAGCACAUAUGAAUUAAAACAAUUUAAGACUCCCUAACAUUUCUUGUAUUCUUUACUUAUUGUUUUACCAGGAAUUAUAUCGCCAACAACAAAUACUGAAUAUCUUUUCGCAUUGGUGGUCUACGUACUGUAACAUUUUGUCAUUAUCUGUUUUAUACAUUGUAUGAUAAUCAUUAAAAUACACGUGACAGUUCUGGUAAA